Molecule: messenger RNA, 1986 nt
Organism: Solea solea (common sole)
Lineage: Eukaryota; Metazoa; Chordata; Actinopteri; Pleuronectiformes; Soleidae
Gene: acp6
Product: acid phosphatase 6, lysophosphatidic
Exons: 11
Coding region: 146-1417 (423 amino acids)
Biological process (GO): dephosphorylation
Molecular function (GO): phosphatase activity
Source: RefSeq, a predicted model, not a curated record
GUACAAGUCGUACUAAGUGCUAUCUGCUACACUACAGUUCCCAUGUUGCCUUUCGUCUUUAACGCAAGGCGAUAGUUUUGCCGAACGACAAAUGAAUUGAACGUUGAGCAGUUUCCUCUUUAGCUCCGCUUCUGAAAACGCAGUCAUGAGGAAUCUUUGGUCCAGGUGUGGUGUUUUUGGGUCAGUGACUGCAGCCUUUGGCUCGGUGCUGUGGUCACAAAAAUCCACCGACUCAGAGCCGGCUGCUCUGAGUUCCACCUCCGCUGACACAAAUUCCAGCUCUUACAAACUGAAACUGGUCCAAGUCCUGUUCCGACAUGGUGCUCGAACCCCGUUAAAGUCAAUACCUGAUGUGAUAGAGGCCCAGUGGGUGCCGACGCUCUUGGAGCCUCCAACACACACGAACAUCAACUAUGUAGUGACAGACCUUCAUGGUGGCCCCAGGCCCCCAGCUCCUAUAGAAGACAGCUAUCGGGCAAACACACUGACGGGUGGCACAUUUCCUGGUCAGCUAACCACACUGGGAAUGCAGCAGUUGUAUGAGCUGGGCAAGAGGCUAAGGACGAAAUACAUUGAGGAGAUUCCCUUCCUCAGCUCCACUUUUAUCCCAGCUGAGGUCUAUGUGCGCUCCACUAACAUUGUGAGGACCAUUGAAUCUGCCAAGUGUCUGGUAGCAGGGCUGUUUAAGCAAAAACAAAAAGGAAUCGUUCAUAUAGAGACAACAGAUGCAGAAAAUGAAAUUCUGUAUCCAAACUAUCACGGAUGCCAGCUGCUCAAGAUCCUUGGCAGACACCGCUGGGCAGAGUCGUCCACUCUGCCAGACAUUGCAGCAGACCUGCAAAGCAUCCAGGAUGCACUGGGCAUCCCUGCUCACCAGUCUAUCAACUUCAUCCUCAUUAGGGACGACAUCGUUGCCAGAGAGGCCCAUAAUCUGCCCUGCCCACCAGAGCUGGACACAUGGAGGAAGACAGUGGAAGAGAGAGCUGUCGAUACAAUAUGUUAUGUCUAUGAACCCAGCAAGAGCGAGAACUUGCAGCUGUGUGUGGGACCACUGCUGCACAUGAUGUCAACCAACAUGGAGGAGAAACUACAGGGCAACUCAUCGGAGACAAACAGAAAGCUGUUCUUGUAUUCUGCACACGACACAACUUUGGUUCCCUUUCUGAUGGCUCUGGGGAUUUUUGACAUGAAAUGGCCUCCGUACGCUGCUGAUAUCACCCUGGAGCUGCAUCAGCACAGAAAGACCAAUGAGGCCUUUGUUAAAGUGUCAUACAAUGACCAGGAUCAACUUAUUCCAGGUUGUAGUGGAGUCUACUGCCCCCUGCAGGAGUUCAAAAAGGCUGUUUCAGCAUACUCGCUGAGUUUAGAAAACCACCAGUCCCUUUGUAACAGCACUGAGGGCUUAACCAAGCCCUGAACCCUCAACAGACCUUUACCAGUGACAUUUAACACUGAUACUUGCUUCAUGUUCAUUUAACAUCUUCAGUUUUCACAGCAUCCAGCCUCCAUUUAGUUUUACCUCACUGUCAGACUACAAUGGACAAGUUAUACUGUAGCCAUUUUCAGAGAUCAUGUAGUUAAAAUCAAAGUCUACCUCUCCAUAUGAACACUGUAAUAAAGUUUAUAGCUUAGAGGAAAUGUAACACAAAACACUGGUGAAGCACAACAGCACGAUGCAUAGAUCAUGCAGGAACAGAUGCACUGAUGAACUUGCAGCAGAGUAUCCUUUUGUGUUUUGCUCUAUGUCGAGAUAAAUGUGGCUCUAAAAUAUUGGCAUGUGUAAAUCAGUCAAGUUAUUGAUCACAAAAACAUAAGACAUUUGAAUUUCAUUGCUACCCCCAUUAGAUGGCAAAUAGAUGAUUUAGAUGAAGUUCUUUCCUAUAAUGGCUGGACUUGAACAAGUUUUACUAAUGGUUCUUGAACAUGGUUGUGUCCAGUUUUUCCUGUAAUAAAGAAAAUAUCACCCAUUAAAAAGGCAUGACUUGA